GAUGGCGCUACUUGAAAAAUAAGCCUUACCUCUUUCUGUCACUGUCAAAGAUUAUUCUCUUUCUAUGACGUGAAAGUCGACAGGCUGUUCUCCGGUUCAGCGCUGAGCAAUUUUUGAUCUAAAAGUUGUUUAUCUCGACCGAGAAAUCGCAGAAAAAUGGCGGCCGCUGUAGUGUCAGGCAAGGAUAUCGAGAAGCCCCAGGCGGAGAUCUCGCCCGUCCAUCGCAUCCGCAUCACGCUGACGUCACGCAACGUCCGCUCCCUCGAAAAGGUGUGCGCUGACCUCAUCAAUGGCGCCAAGAAACAGAAGUUGAGGGUUAAGGGCCCCGUGCGCAUGCCAACCAAGAUCCUCCGCAUCACAACCAGGAAGACCCCAUGCGGUGAAGGCUCCAAGACCUGGGACCGCUUCCAGAUGAGGAUCCACAAGCGAGUUAUUGAUCUCCACUCGCCGUCAGAGAUCGUGAAGCAGAUCACAUCAAUCAAUAUCGAGCCCGGUGUGGAGGUGGAAGUCACCAUCGCCGACGCGUAGGCACAACUGCCAAUAAACUAUUUUGAGUAA
Molecule: messenger RNA, 558 nt
Organism: Plodia interpunctella (Indianmeal moth)
Lineage: Eukaryota; Metazoa; Arthropoda; Insecta; Lepidoptera; Pyralidae
Gene: RpS20
Product: Ribosomal protein S20
Exons: 3
Coding region: 157-528 (123 amino acids)
Biological process (GO): translation
Cellular component (GO): cytosolic small ribosomal subunit; ribosome
Molecular function (GO): structural constituent of ribosome
Source: RefSeq, a predicted model, not a curated record